Molecule: messenger RNA, 1934 nt
Organism: Salvia hispanica
Lineage: Eukaryota; Viridiplantae; Streptophyta; Magnoliopsida; Lamiales; Lamiaceae
Gene: BSK1
Product: BR-signaling kinase 1
Biological process (GO): protein phosphorylation; brassinosteroid mediated signaling pathway
Molecular function (GO): protein binding; protein kinase activity; ATP binding
Source: RefSeq, a predicted model, not a curated record
UUAAAGUUGAUUAACUGCAAACAAUGUGUUUACUGCAUGUAAAUAAAGCUCGAGGAGAGAGAAAUAGGCAGUGAUUGAGCUCGAUUACGAGAAAAAAGAUCCCAUCUUUGCCUUUUCACUGUUCCUCUACACCCUCCAGACUGUUUCCCUCUCUCUAUUAAUGCUUUACUCGUGUCCAAGUUGCAAUCUUGAAACUUGAAAGUUGAACAAAAGUAGGUUUGGUGAGAGAGAGAAAGAGAGGUUCUUGAUUAUGGGCUGCUGUGUUUCAAAAUUCCCACCAACGGAGACGCACCCGGAAAAGGAGAAGCUCCAAAAUCAGGGGGCGGUGCAGCUUGUAGGUGGUGGUAGACCGCCGCCGCCGUCUGCCUCCGCCGCCGCAGCUGGCGGCGGGGUGGAGCCCGGAGUGACCUCCUCUGGGGUUCCUUCUUUUUGCGAGUUUUCAUUUGCAGACCUCAAAGCUGCCACGAAUAACUUCAGCCCAGAUUUUAUUGUCUCAGAGAGCGGUGAAAAAGCCCCUAAUGUUGUCUACAAAGGCCGCCUGCAAAACCGCCGGUGGAUCGCCGUGAAGAGGUUUCCGAAGCUGUCUUGGCCUGACCCCAAACAGUUUGCGGAGGAGGCAUGGGGGGUUGGGAAGUUGAGGCACCGGAGGCUGGCAAAUUUGAUUGGGUAUUGCUGUGAUGGUGAUGAGAGGUUGUUGAUUGCUGAGUUCAUGCCCAACGACACUCUUGCCAAGCAUUUAUUCCACUGGGAAAGGCAGACCAUUGAAUGGGCAAUGCGCUUGAGAGUUGCACUUUAUAUAGCUGAAGCCUUGGAAUACUGCUGCACUGAAGGCCGUCCGUUGUAUCAUGAUCUCAAUGCUUACAGGGUUCUCUUUGAUGAGGAUGGUGAUCCUCGGAUUUCAUGUUUCGGGCUGAUGAAAAACAGUCGAGAUGGGAAGAGUUAUAGCACAAACCUUGCCUACACUCCCCCUGAAUAUUUGAAAAACGGAAGGGUUACCCCUGAAAGCGUCAUCUUCAGCUUCGGUACUGUCCUCUUGGAUCUACUGAGUGGAAAACACAUACCUCCAAGUCAUGCUCUUGAUAUGAUACGAGGUAAAAACAUCAUACUGUUGAUGGAUUCUCAUCUGGAGGGGAAGUUCUCGACUGAGGAAGCAACAAUCGUUGUUGGCCUCGCCUCUCAGUGUUUACAAUACGAACCUAGGGAGAGACCUAAUAUAAAGGAUCUCGUUGCUACUCUUUCUCCGCUCCAGCCUAAAUCCGACGUGCCAUCUUAUGUCAUGCUUGGGAUUUCUAAACACGAAGAGAGCCCCCCAACACCGCAGCGCCCACUUUCGCCUAUGGGCGAGGCAUGUUCUCGACUGGACCUGACGGCUAUACACCAAAUCUUGGUGACCACACACUACCGGGAUGAUGAGGGAACGAAUGAGUUGUCGUUCCAAGAAUGGACACAGCAGAUGAGAGACAUGCUCGAUGCCAGAAAGCGUGGGGAUUUCGCAUUCCGUGACAAGGACUUCAAGACCGCUGUCGACUGCUACUCUCAGUUCAUAGAAGUGGGCACGAUGGUUUCUCCAACUGUAUACGCUCGUCGUAGUCUGUGUUAUCUGAUGAACGACCAGCCUGAUGUGGCCCUCCGAGACGCGAUGCAAGCGCAGAUCGUGUAUCCGGACUGGCCGACUGCCUUCUACAUGCAGUCGGUUGCCCUCGCGAAACUCGACAUGCAUCAGGAUGCUGCAGACAUGCUAAAGGAUGCAACUGGAUUGGAAGAGAAGAGGCAGAAAGGAGGAAGGCCCUCCUAACAAUUUCACACCUUUUUAAUCUUUCCUAAGUUUGUAAAUUUUUUUGGUUCAGAAAAAAUUCUAGCUUUUCUUGCUGAAAUCAACAAUGUAUGUAAUGUACAACAUCUUUUUACCUUAAUAAGAGAUUCAUUCAUUUCAA